This is a messenger RNA of Actinia tenebrosa (Australian red waratah sea anemone), 2502 nucleotides long. RefSeq names its product N-acetylneuraminate (7)9-O-acetyltransferase. NCBI's taxonomy places the organism in Eukaryota, Metazoa, Cnidaria, Anthozoa, Actiniaria, Actiniidae. The record is from RefSeq and is a predicted model, not a curated record.
ACAAACAUCCAAAAUGGAUGCCAGAUCGACAGACAGACACACAGUAACUUUCGACCUCGAUAACUCCUCAGUACCGAAGCAUUCAGAGAAACAAAAGGAGGAAAAGGGAAGGCACACGUCUAGUGCAUCUACCAGGGUUGAAAAACUGUGCAAGCUUUUUGCAGUUUUUUUGGUCGUUCUUGCUUUUGUUGUUCACCUCAUUCGUGUUCUGAGCUAUGGUUCAGACACUUGUACUUUAAUGUUUGGGUCAGGGUGGUGGCGGGAUGACAUGUGGCAGCCGUAUGGUUGUAUGAUGCAUAAAUAUAUACCAAGUGAAAUACGAACUUGUCUACAAAACCAGCCAGUUGCAUUUGUUGGAGAUUCAAGAAAUCGUGGAUUAUAUUAUGAAUUAUUGAAAACGUUAAACCCUUCUUACAUGACAGAGGGACAAAAGCAUAGUGAUAUGCAGUACAAGGAAGGAAAUAUUACUAUUUCAUAUUUCUGGAAACCAGAAGUAAACAAAUCAGUGGAAAAACUAUUUGAAAAUUGGAUCAAGUCUACCAAGGGAAGGCCACAGCUUAUAAUAACUGGAAUGAGUGUAUGGACAAUAAGAGGCCAGGGGAUUGAGCAAGCUUCAACGUACAAAAGGAAUUUAACCAAGCUAAAAGACUACAUAGAGGUUUUGUCCAAGAUCAACUACAAACCUGAAGCAAAAAUACCAGGGCCAACCCUGAAGCCACCCUUCCCAGAAUCACCYGUGGUAGUAUGGGUAAAGCAAGCACCAGUUGUACAGUCUCUUCUCAAAGGAUCAAGAAAAUCAAUCACAAACCCUAAAGUGGAUCUCUUCAACAAAAUUGCAGAAGAUGUUUUUGAUAAUUCCUCUGUGCGAAUACUUCAUGCUGCAGCUCAGGUGGCCAAAGAUCGUCCUGAAGACAGUUCAGAUGGUGUUCAUUAUGGAGGUGUGAUUUCAUCUGUGCAGUAUAAUGCUAUUGCUGUGUUUGUAACAUGCAUAGUUCUGUUUCUCAUGAUGUUCAUUUGUCGCUGGGUGUACCCUUCAGAGCAUGAUGGGUCUGCAGGUGUGGAACCAACUACACCAGGCGGUCAUGCAAGCUCGUCACUUCGCUGGAUAUACUCAGAUCAGAUGUAUUUUGUCAUGAAGAAUGUGGCCAUACUUGGGGUWAUCAUGUUCUACUUCUAUAUAUGUGAUAGGACUAAUCUCUUCUUCAAGGAACAAAAACAAUACAGCAACUUAGUGUUUGGGAUUAGCAUGUUGGCAUUUCUAGCCCUUGGGGCCUACACAUGGGUACCUGCAGAACAGAUUACUGUUAUCAAUCGAGAUCAGAGUGAUGAGUGGAGAGGAUGGAUGCAGCUUGUUAUACUACUGUAUCACUAUACCGGCGCCAGUAAGAAACUUCCAAUCUACGUGUUUAUACGACUGUUAGUAGCCUCAUAUCUCUUCAUGUCUGGCUAUGGUCACUUUACGUUCUUCUGGAAAAAAGCAGAUUAUAGCCUCUAUAGGUUUUGUCAGGUAAUGACUCGAAUGAACCUGUUCGUAACAUCUCUGUGUCUGGUUAUGGGACGUCCUUAUCAAUUCUACUACUUCGUACCUCUCGUUUCCUUCUGGUUUGUUGUUAUGURCCUUACGAUGGCUGUGUUGCCUAGAGUUACGGCUGCUUCAGUCAGAGAUGAUCCAAAACAGUACAUAUUCAUAUGGCUGAAGUUUUUCAUUCUCUUUGGUGUUAUCUAUAUCAUCUGGUCUUCUCCUGUGCUGUGUGAUUGGCUCUUCUCACAGUGGGCCAUAAAAGAACUCUUUAUUGAUAGUAAUGAACGAGUYAGAGAAUGGAGAUUUAGGUCAUGGCUCGAUCGAUAUAUCGUCUUGUAUGGGAUGGUUUUCGCGUUCGCAUAUAAUACUGCAAARCAAUUAAACGUAAUAGACGACACAAAAAGAAAGAGAUUUUUCAGUCUUACGCACACUAACGUCACUUUAUUCAUGUCUGCGUUGGCUCUGGUGGUUUAUGGAAUUCAAGCUUUCACAUGUAGCAACAAGCCAUCGUGUAACGCAACUCACUCAGUUGCAUCGUGCAUACCGAUWACUGCAUAUCUUCUGUUAAGAAACCUUCCUACCUUCCUUCGUACAAAAUUUAGUCGUUUCUUUGCCUGGGUAGGAACGAURUCUUUAGAGCUAUUYAUUGGUCAGUACCACAUUUGGCUGGCCCAAGACACCAAAGGAAUCCUGGUCCUAAUUCCUGGUCAACCACUGCUGAACAUCAUCGUCACUACUUUCAUUUUUGUUUGUAUUUGUCAUGAGGUACACAAAGUAUCAGCUGAGCUUACCAAAGCAAUGAUUUCCAAAGACAUCACGACUUUGUUAAGAAGGCUUUUCAUUUUCAUCAUUGCCCUUAUUAUUAUCUGGUGGCACAAAACUCAUCAUACGAUGAGACCAAGAUUAUAUUGAAGGGCUGGGAUAGGCUUUAGGCUGCGUUCAUAAUGUAUGGUAGAGGGAGGGGGCAGGUGAAAUCUUUA